GUGGGGCGGCAGCAGGCUGGCACGGCGCGGAGGGGCCGUUCCCCGGCAGCCGCCGCCCCGCCGGGGCACGCCGGGAGCUGUAGGCACUCUGCCGCGCCGUCCCCCGCCUCCUAUUGUCGCUGUCGCCGCGGCCCCGUCCACAAUAGCGGCGGGGGCGGUGCCGCCCCGCGUUCGGGAAGGGCCGCUGCGCACUCCGCCUCCCCGCCGGGGCCGGGAGAAAGGGGCGUCGCCGCCGCCGCCGCCAUGGCCGGUUGUUGUCAGUCCCUGGCAGCGGGUUAUGGCGACGGCGGUGAAUGAAUUCUCCGGGCGGCAGAGGGAAAAAGAAGGGCUCAGCCGGCUCCAGCUCCGCGCCCCCGGCCGCCGGGGCCUCACCCCACUCGUCGCCCAGGCCGGCCCCCUCCGUGCCGCCGGCGGGGGCGGCGGCGGCGGCUGCAGCGGCGGCGGCGUCGUCCCCCCACAAGCGGAACCUGUACUAUUUCUCGUACCCGCUCUUCGCCGCCUUCGCCCUGCUCCGCUUCGUCGCCUUCCAGCUCGGGCUGCUCUUCGCCUGGCUCUGCGAGCGCCUCUCCCGCGGCGCCCUCAUGGCCGCCAAGGGCAGCAGGGCCGGGGCCGGCGAGGCGCCCGAGCCCGGCGGGGCGCCCGAGAUGGUGCGGGCCUGUCACAAGCGGGCCUUCGAGUGCAUCUCCAUGGCGCUGCGCAUCGACGAGGACGAGAGAGCAGGACAAAAGGAACAAGCUGUUGAAUGGUAUAAGAAAGGAAUUGAAGAACUGGAAAAAGGAAUAGCUGUCUUAGUAAUUGGUCAAGGUGAUCAGUGUGAACGGGCUCGACGUCUGCAAUCUAAAAUGAUGACAAAUUUGGCAAUGGCCAAGGAUCGCUUGCAGCUUUUAGAGAAGCUGCAGGCAGUUUUGCAAAUUUCCAAGCCGCAAAUGGAGGUCUAUAAUGACAGUACUAACCUGGCAUGCCGCAAUGGACAUCUCCAGUCAGAAAGUGGAGCGGUUCCAAAAAAGAAGGAUCCCUUAACACACACGAGUAAUUCCCUUCCUCGUUCAAAAACUGUUGCAAAAACUGGAUCCACAGGCCUUUCAGGUCACCAUAGAACACCUAGCUACAGUGGGAUAUCAACUUCUGUGUCUAGACCAGCACCAAAUCCUGCAGCUAAGGCUGCUCCUAAAAAUAGUAGAACAAAUAAGCCUUCUACUCCUACCACUGCUCCUCGAAAAAAGAAAGACUUGAAGAUAUUUAGAAAUGUGGACAGUAAUCUUGCUAAUCUUAUACUGAAUGAAAUUGUUGAUAGUGGGCCAGCCGUCAAAUUUGAUGAUAUUGCAGGGCAGGAACUGGCUAAACAAGCUUUGCAAGAAAUUGUUAUCCUUCCUUCUCUUAGACCUGAGUUAUUUACAGGACUUAGAGCUCCUGCACGUGGUCUGUUGCUGUUUGGCCCUCCAGGAAAUGGGAAGACAAUGUUGGCCAAAGCAGUUGCUGCAGAAUCAAAUGCUACUUUCUUUAAUAUAAGUGCAGCGAGCCUAACUUCAAAAUACGUGGGUGAAGGGGAGAAACUGGUGCGUGCUCUAUUUGCUGUAGCCAGAGAACUUCAGCCUUCUAUAAUUUUUAUUGAUGAAGUUGAUAGUCUUUUGUGUGAAAGACGAGAAGGUGAACAUGAUGCUAGUAGGCGUCUGAAAACAGAAUUUUUAAUAGAAUUUGAUGGUGUGCAGUCUUCUGGAGAGGACAGAAUACUUGUGAUGGGAGCAACAAACAGGCCACAGGAGCUUGAUGAUGCUGUUCUCAGACGAUUCACCAAACGGGUAUAUGUAUCUUUACCAAAUGAGGAAACAAGAUUGAUAUUGCUAAAAAAUCUUCUAAGCAAGCAAGGAAGUCCAUUGACCCAAAAAGAGUUGGCACAACUAGCUAGAAUGACAGAUGGAUACUCGGGGAGUGAUUUAACCGCAUUAGCAAAGGAUGCAGCGCUGGGUCCUAUUCGAGAAUUAAAGCCAGAACAGGUGAAGAACAUGUCUGCCAGCGAGAUGAGAAAUAUCAGACUAUCAGAUUUCACUGAGUCUUUGAAGAAGAUAAAGCGCAGCUUGAGCCCUCAGACCCUGGAAGCAUAUAUUCGCUGGAACAAGGACUUUGGAGAUACCACAGUGUGAAACACUACUUGAAGAGAAACGAAGUGUUGCCUAAGGAGCAAUUGGUACAGACUACUGAAAAGCAGCCAGAGUUUACAGGACUUUACAGAUCUCUAAGUAUCUGCAUUAAAACUUGAGAUUAAGCAAAAAUUACACAAUGUGAAAUGGUUCAUCAAAGCCUCCUUGCCAUUUAGUGAGGAUUUACAGCCUGUAAGUAAGAGCACAAUAGGACUUGAGAUAAGAUUCCUAGCAAUCCGAUUAUGGUUUGAACAAUAAUGUAUGUAUUCCGUUUCAGCUAGAAGGCUGUAAUGAUAUUGGUCAUUGGAAAACCUUUUCCCUAUGUCAUGUGUGUGUGUUUUUUGUUUUUAAUUUUGCCACGACAUCGAUGUCUGGCUUUCUUCCUUACAACUACUAACUUAAAAUUGGAGGUUUGUAAACUUUGGUUCAGUUUGUGACUCUUUUUUUUUUUUUUAAUCCUUAAUGUGCCAAAUAAAACCAUUUCCCUCUGCAGAGAGGAAGAACAGCUGUGGGGAGUUAUGAUUAUUAAAAUGUAAAAAGCAGCUGGUCUGUUAUUAUUUGUCUUUUUUGUUUAGUUGUAACGUGACUGUGUUGUUCACAGAACAGUUUUAAAGACCUUUGAUAGCAGAACAGCAAAAAAAACCCAACCCUAUAAAACCAAUUCAAACUGUCUUUAAAAAAAAAUAAAUUACUGAAUAACAAAUAGACUAAGACGUUCGUUUACUGGCAGUAUUUUCUCUUAACGCAUUUUGUAAUACUUCCACUGGUAGAAUGUUAGCUUAUGCUUAUGGUGUACAACUUUAAGCCCAGCUGAUGCUUGAGAAAGUAAGUGAUUCUAAUUGUCAAGUUUCAGAAAUGAUGUGUUUCUACUCUGUAUUUUAGUCUGUUCAUGGUAAUUGAAAGUAAAAUUUCCAUUGUGAUAAUUUUUUAAAUCUACACAUGUAAGCGUUAAAAUACAAGGCUACAUGUUUAAUACAUGGCACACAUUAAUGUUUUUAUAGCUUUCAUAUGUUUUGGUUUAUAUAUUAAAGUAUGAAACACUCAACUGAUCUGCUUUUUUAAAAAGAAACUGCAUCUUUGUACAAAUACUUGUUUUUAUUAUAUAAAUGACAAGCUAUUAAAAAAACCACUUAAGUGAUAGCCUUUAAACACUGUAAUAAAGGAAAACAUCUUUGCCUUUACUUCUAAAGGCCUGACAUCUUGUUUACAAAUUCUGCAUGGAUAAAACACAGAUGUUUGCAAGGCAGAGCACUAGUUCCUUGUUAGAGCAGGUUGUUUGGAUUUUGGUUUUGUUUCAUUUUUAAAGACAAUUCUCCCAACCUAGUGAUGUUACAGAAAUGCAUAUUGUUUACAGUUGUUUUUAAUUAAAUUGAGUUAUAAGCUAUGUUUGGUAGGAGUAUGUCAAAUAUUUGUGGGACUCACCUGAAAGUUAAAUAUAAAUCUGUGUUCACUGUGUAGUAUUGGGUACUAAAUACUACAGCAGAAACUCUGUCAGACUUUUGGGAUGCACAGAUGCAAUAUGUUUGGGACUCUGUUUUUUUGAACCAGAGGUGCUUUUAAUGGCUUUUAAGAUUAAAAGCAAAUAAGAGAAGACUGCAUUACACUAGUAUGCCUUUUGAAAUAGUCUAACAAAACCACUUCUAGCCUUCUACGGUCAUGACUCUCUCAAAUGUGUGUCUGAUGUAAAUGAACCAUGUGAUUUCUGUUCCCCUGAGAGAUGCGAGAAACGCUAAAAGAUUUCAGUUUCUUAAAUCUCACAUCUUGCUUGCUUUGCCUUAGUUCUGCCUUCGGUUAGACCAUCGCUGCUGUUGGAGAUUCCUGGCUGACUUGAUCCUUAUUUGUCAUAGCCCCAUAGCACUAAGCACGAAUAUUACUGUUUUAUUAGCAUCUGCCAAAGAGCUGAACAGCUAUGAAAGGCCCUUGGUCUUCCUAUUCAUAAAGGUUGCAAGCUUUCCCUAAGAUCCUUUGUAAAUGAGAACUUUGAGGGUAACACCUCUGGUUUUGGGUGUUCCUAAGUAUUUGUUAUUGAACUCUGUUUUCUUCCACUUAGUUAUGAGGAAUAUACUGGUAUUUGUUUCAAGUACUUACCUAUUGGUACGUGAUAGGUACCUGAAAUGGAGAGGUAGAAGUUCCCGUCUGCUAAACCACCACCAGUAAGCAGCACCAAGGGUCAUGAGCCUGAGCUGCUACUUCAGGAAGAAAAGGGACUAUCCCUUUCCCUUGUUCGUACAACCGGUUCUGGUCAAGAGAAUCUGUGUGACUGGUACCACUGCUUUUUGGUUAUCUAUUCUGCCCUGAUUGUUUUCUGCAUAAUGGAUGAACUACAGCUCUGUAAAUUACUUCUAGAACACAGUAAUAAGAAUUUUGUUCUGCACCAUGUUUGCUCCACAGCUGCUGAGUUUUUUUAGCCAUGGUUCAUAAUCUCCUUUAAAUGUCUGUCUUAUGCUAUUUUCUGAAUAAUGUCUUUUAAGAAUGUCUGCUCUCCUUAAGGCAUUAUCUCACAUUUUCUGGUUUCUUGUUUUACAUGUACUGAGUAAGUCCCAGCUCAGUGAUUUUCAUCUAUUAACACUGUAUUAAAUUACACAGUGAUUAACUCUGUGUAAAAGCAGAUCUGGAAAAGAAAAAAAUAAAUCCCAACACCCCAAAAAAACCAAAACAAAACACAACCCCAGACCCAAGAAAACCAAACCACAAACCCACAAACCAAAAAACUUCACACAAAUACCUGUAUUUCCUAAAUCUAUGGUAUUUUGUGUAGACUUUUGUAACCAUAUUUACCAUAAAAUUAUGAUAUUCUAAUAUAGUAUCUUGAAUUAGGAUAGGAUAAGCAGGACAGCAGCUUGGAUGCUUUUAACCUUUGCAAAGACUGGCAUUACAUUAGCUCUCUAAACUGCCUUUUUCUUUUUUUUUGUCCCUGAAUCUGCCCACUGCUAAUGAGUGACGUGACCUACUUUUUUGAGAUGAUUAGGAAGCAGCUUCUCAGGCCCUCUGCAAGUACGUUUUGCUGACCUGAAGUGUAGCAGUUACUGGAGGGAGAAAAAACCCUAAGCCCUGUUUUUUUAGCAAGCUUCUUCAUACAUCUUUGCCUCUUUUUAUUAAGCAAGAGGCACACCUUUUAUCUUUCUACAUGUUGUAAGAACAAUGUCUUCUCAGGCCGUGGGUUGCUGCUUUUGAUGUCCUAACAGGAGGGAGAAUCUCAAGCACUGUGUGAUGCUCUUUCUCCUUAAAAUGAAAAUUUGUCAUGUGUUACAAUGUUCCCUUUACAACACUGACUUUUCUGUAGAGUACGCCAGACCUGUACAGGUUCUCUUCUUGCAGCUAAGACAAAACCAACACUGAAUAUUAAAGAUAAGCCUUAAACUAGGAUAUUUAUGCACGUCUUGUGGUCCUGUAGUUUCCUAGACUUUACAGAGUUUGCUGUAUUAGAAAUAGGUAUCCUGCCCCAAGACAUCUUACUGACUCUACUUCAGAAAGUCGGUUGCUAAUACAGUUUUGUCGAAUAUGGCCCUGCAACUUACUUUAUGUAGAUAAUAAAUGUGAUUGUAACACUUUAAAAUGGAGAAGAAUAGAAUCUCUGAACUGAGAAGGAAUUUGUUGUCACUGCACUAAUUAAAGGCCAUGGCUGAUUUUGCUGAUAGAUUAGCUCAAAUGAAUUUAAAAUGACCGUUUUUAUACAUAUAACUUACUCAGACAAUUAACCUUACAUUCUGGUGUAGAACAAAUAGUACUUUUUCUAUUCUAAAGAAGCGGGUUUUAGCACUGCUUGGCACUGCUGCCAAGUCCACCUUGUGAAAUUUCAGUACUUUUUCACUGGGAAUACUGAAGUUGGGUGUGCUGGCAGAUUUAACCGAGACGUCUGUUCUGCAACCGGUGUGGAAAGCAGCGUUCUACUUAGGGCUUCCUUAACCACCUGUGGCCAAACUAUGCCCUAGAUUCCUGCGGAGCUUUCCUACCCAAGAUAUGGAUAAUGCAUAGUUGUGCCUAAGACUUGCUUAUCUAGCUACUCCAGCUCUGUAGUGAUGCUCCUGCGUGUGGCAGCUUUGGGAGGCAGCAAGCGCUAUUGUAGGUUACAAAUCCUCAUUCGUUGUCUGUGGCGGUCUCAAGCUUUUGUGGUGUUUUUAGUGUUGGGGACUUCUACCGGAUAUCAAAAAUGGAAUGAAAAGUAGCAAGCAGGUAGUGAAUGCAACUAGGUAUCUCGGUCGUUGUGCUAAUUAGAGGCAGUUGCCUCUAUUUCACUGUUAGGUUCUCUUGAGCUGCUAUUUAGUGUUGAAGGAUGUUGCUUUACUCACCUACAUGAAUAUUCAUGCUUAGGAGGAUGUGCUGGACAUCCUAAGAGAUGACCAGUGGAUCAAUUAUUUUUUCUUUACAUACUCAGUAUUUUUUCUUUGAACAGUUGUAACUAUAAUUCCACAGGAUGAGGAAGUUAUACUGUCACUUCCUGCAAAUACAAAGUAAUCUUCUGAAGUAGGGGGAAAUGUGUGUUGUGUUUUUCCCACUUCUCAUGCAGAUCGUUAACUGUCUUAGUGUGGAAAGUGUUUACUUUGUCAAUAACUACCUCCUGAGCUUGGCAAUAAUUGGCAAGGUAUGCACUCCUCCAGUGGAUUAAAAUAUAUUGGCUAAACACUGUGGGCUCUUAAGGGUUUGAUCUUUUGAUUUGCAAAUUCUUGACACGAUGUCUGGAAACUAUGCUGGUCAACCUUGUUUUCCUGUAAGACUUUCCCUGCCUUCAUGAUAGGCGCUUCUUAAAGUCCUGUUUCAGAGAAGUGGCUUUGAGUUUUCUCUGUAGCUGGUUAAUAUAGGCAUAUUCUUUUAAGAUGCAUGGGGUGUAGCCUCUCGGUUCUGCAGGGUUUUUUGUACCAUUAGACGUGGGGAGGAAAGUACUUUAUCUAAUACUCACACACCUAUCUAAGAGACUGGAAACGUGGAAAUUGUUUUUUGCCACAUGAUUCACAUUUUUGUUUGUGUGAAGGGCUAGUCAGUAUUUUUCUAAAAUCUGGAUUGAAAUGACAAAAACCAAAGGUGGAGACAAAACGCUGUACCCCACCCGGCCCCAUUAAAUACAUUGGGCGACUCCAGUCUGGUAUGGGGCUAAUUCUUGUAUUUUGUUGUUUUGAAGCACUUUUGUUUCAUUGUUCUUUUAAGAAUGUUUUCUGAAAUGUUAAACACCGCUUUAUUAAUAAGCAAUGUAAAAAAGCAUGAUGAGCAGUCACAUAGCUUUAGCUUCACAAUAAAAUGUUGCAUUUGUCCUGGU
Messenger RNA from Phalacrocorax carbo (great cormorant), 7389 nucleotides. NCBI's taxonomy places the organism in Eukaryota, Metazoa, Chordata, Aves, Suliformes, Phalacrocoracidae. The record is from RefSeq and is a predicted model, not a curated record.